GUCCGAAGGGCAGAAUGAGCCAACAGUGGCGCUUUCAUACCCGUCUGUUAAUUCUGUUCGAGAGCGCUGAAUGAUAAUAAAGAAAAAGGGAAAAGAAGUUCAUGAGGAAACUGCACAAAAAAAGAAAAAGGGGAAAAAUAGUGGGAGCCAGACUAUCAUUAAAAUUGAGAAAGAUGUUCAAACUGUCAUUAAAACUAAGGAUGAUGACUGGUUUGAGACUAAGGCAAAAACAAAAGGAAGGAAAAAGAAAAGUUUAGAAGAGGAUGAAUGUUUAGACCAACUAAAAUCAAAGAAGAAGAAAAACAAGAAAAAGAAAGUUUGCUCUGAAUUUCAGGAAGAAGCACGUUCUGAAAGCUUUGUGAAUGUAGAAAGCCAUCUGGAUUUAGAACCACAAGAAGAAUCAGAGGAACCAAUUAAAAUUAUCAAAAAGAAGAAAAAAAAAGACCACCGUCAUUCCUUCUUAUCGUUGGAGAAUAAUCAGCGUAGCGAGGUAGGCCUUUCAAAUCAUCAUACAGAUGGUACUCAGGAAAAUGAAUUUCUUUUCAAGAAAAGCAGAAAGAACAUCGCUUUGAAUUUGGAAUGGGAUGGCGAAGUAACUAAGGAAAAGAAGACGAGCAUUUUUUCUUUAGCGUUAGAGGACUACCACGACAGCGAACAAAAACAAUCAAAAAAAGAGCUUAAAAAAAAACACAAAAACACUUCACAAGAAAAAGAUGUUACUGGCACAAACCAUGGAACAGAUAUUAUCCAGAAUGAUGGGGAGAGUUAUGUGAGGAGAAAGAAGAAGAAGAAGAAAAAAGAUAAGCCUGCCUCCUUUUUACCACUGACAUGUAGUCAGGACAACGUCUGUGGAGUUUAUGAUAGCCACAUUGCAAUAAAUGACUUCAGAAAAAGGAAAAGAAAGAACUCCCAGGAGUUUACGUUGCUGAAUAAAGAGGAAGAGGAUAACAUUGAGAACUCUGAAAGUUUCAGAGAGACAACCAAGAAGAAGAAGAAGAAAAGCCAAGAUGUUUCCUCUUUAAUAUGUGAAGAUAAUCAGGACUACAGGCAUAGAGUUCCUGAUGAGUCUCUUUCUGCACAGCAAGAAGUUGAGUCUGAAGAAAAAGAGCUUUCUGGAAAAAAACACAGGAAGAAUAUCAAGGACAAUAAUGAUGUGACCAAGAAGAAAAAGAAAAAGAAGAUUCAAAAAGAAGAGGAGGAAACAACUGAUUCAUUAUUUGCUAUAAGUGAGGACCGCACAUCUAAAAGCAAAAAAAUAACGCUACCAGAAAGCAAUGAAAAGAACAACGAGAGUGAAACCAAGCUAGCUGAAUGUGUCACAGGGGAUGUUGUGGAUAGGGUAUUAUGUAAUUACAAUCAUCUGCUCUCUGACAAAAAAACUAAAAAAAGAAAAAAAGUACAACGGGAUUCUACUGAAGAACCAGGUUCAAAAGCAAAUUUAAAAAAGAAAAAGGUCAAAAGAGAAAACACGGGAAAUGAAGCAUUGGAACAUGUGGAUGAUGUAACUAUUGUGCAGGAAAAAAAAGGAAACUGUGAUGAAAUUAAUAUAGACAAGGUGAGACGGCAAGCUCUGCAAGAAGAAAUUGAUAGAGAAUCUGGCAAAACUAAGGUUUUCAGUACCAAAGUGGAACCGGAUGCAAAGUUUGGCCAGUGGAGUACAGCUGCUUUUCAAAGUCCUGACCGAGGAAUGAAGUUUCUUAGACUGAUGGGCGGUUUUAAAAAGGGCUCCAUGUCUAUCCAAGAUCUCUCAGCAACUACAAACAAACCAAACAUGGCUCUGAGCAGGGAAGGGGAGGAGAAGUUACAGCAGGCCCUGAAAAUGGAAUUUGAUAAAGCAAUGGACUUGAAGCAACACAGAAGAAUUGGUCUUGGAUUCCAACCUGCUGCCACCAAAAAAGUGUACAUAGACAAAUACACAUCUAGAUCUAUAAAAUUUGAAGAUUAAACUGUUAAGUAAUAAAAAGAAUUAAAAUUCAACAAGCAAAUUUUUUUUGCUUUCCCUUUUUACUUGAAAUAAAAUACAAAAAUGUUUAAAAAAAUUGGAUUUAUGAGGUAAUUUCAGUACAAGUUUUUGGAUACUGGAUCCUACAGUGUCUGUGGAGCUGGGUCUUCACUUCAGCUGAACACUGAAGUUUUUGAAACCUUUAUAAUGCUUUUUACAAGGCAAGAGGCAGCCUUCAACAAAGACUGAAGAUGUGUGGGCAAAGCUUGCAACAAGUUGCAGCUUGGUAAAUGUUUUUUUAUGAUGUUGAUUUCAUAAUUAGCUACAUCAGUGAUUCAAAGGGGAUUUAGUAUUUGGUAAAAUCUUCACGUUUUUGCACUCCGGGAGUGGUGCGAAGCGAUGGCUUUUUACUUUGAAGAACUACUGAUACACCCAUAGACUGGACAAGAGGAGGAUUUUUAAUCUGAAGGUGGAUUCUUAUUUAGCAUCUUUGUUACAAUAAUGAAUAUUGUUGAAUAUUCUGUGUAUUUUACUAUGCUGUGGCAGUUUCAUUUUCAAGAAGUUGUGCUCAUCUGGGUAAAUGAAGAUAAACGCUUUCUGGAUAGCAGCACCAACUACAUGGAUCUAGAUUUGCUAAAUUAUAGAAAGCAAGAAUUUUAAUAGGGUGCUUAUGGGUUUCACUAUAAAUCAGUUUGAAUGAAAUUUCUAACCUUUGGAUUUUUCAGUCAUGUAAACUGCACUUUCAUUGGCUUGUUAGGAGUUCAAAAAAAAAAAAAAAAGGCAGUUGCAUGUUUAUUUGCAGUAUGUAUUCAGGAGUCCAGAACAGUCUAGCAGUGUCUUGCUUGAAGUUAUGAAAAGAUAGUGGAAAACUGUCAUAUUUUAGUAUUGGCUCUGUCAUUUGUUCUGAGAGAUACUGUUCUCUGAAGUCUCACUGUAGCUCCAGUUCUUAAACAGGACAAAGUGAACUUUUCUUCCAUCCACGCCUACAGUAGGAAUAGUGGCCUACUUGAGGGGGGGAGGGUGGAGAGGAAAAAACAAACAAACAAAAAAAACCCCAGCAACUCCCUCUUCCUCUGGUCGGGUUACUAUUUCCACUUACUCAGUUCCUCUUUUUUUCUGAUGAACCGCCUAUCAUUUUUUGCUCAGAUGAUACCUGCUCAUCUACUAUUCUUGACUCUCUUUAAGGCAACCUCUAAUUCCACAAGGCCUUCUCCCUUGGAUCACUCUACCUAAAAGCGGCUGCCUCCAGGCAGAACCUGUGCUAACAAAGCAGUAGUUGGUUCCAGUGCACUUUGGGCAACUCCUGAGGGGAAAUUAAAAUGAUGUGGAGGCUCUAGUGUAAGCAGUCACCAUGGACUGACCCAUUCCCAAACACGGGAAGCAGGAAAUGCUGAACCACUUCUUGGAGGGUCUGAGCUAACUUUUGAGGAAACUCUGUCCUUUGCAGCAUCAUUUAAAACCACCACUACCUCAGGUGAGGGACUUGCUCUGUGCCACUGCUUCUCAAAACUGAGUGACUGGCUUCACAGUCCUUUCUUGGCUUCAGCUGUGCUUUGCAUAAAUUCAGACAGCAGAGCUGUCUUACCACCUAGAACUUGCAUCUUUUUGUUAGCAGUGCAACAAACAGCGCCACAGCGCCAAGGGAGCACGUGUUCCCCUCACAUUUCCAUCUUCUCUUCUGAUUUAAGACAAAUGCUGAAUUCAGGCCCUCAAAUACUUGUCCAGCAAUAAAUAAGUAAGAGGAACAGGUAGGAAAACGUCAACUAGUGACUUCCUUUAGGAGGAGAGGAACAGGCACGUAUGGCUUUCUGCUGCAGAGCCAGCCUUGGAAAUGUUCCCCCUCAUGAGUUGCCCAAAAUGCACUGAACCCAGCCUUGGACUUGUCUUCCUUGCACUGUUUGUGCUGAAGAUGCUGAAGUAUUUGUUCUGGCCUUGCCUUUAGAGGAGGACUUUUUUUUUUCCCCCUCUAGAAUUAUACAGUAAACACCACUAUGUUGCUGGAGGAUAGCUCUGUGGAUGGCCCGGCCCCUAGCUCUUGAUGAAACUGUGCAUAUGUAAAUGGAGUAGUUUGGCGGGGUGGGGGGAAGUCAUCUGGAAAAGCCUGGUUCAAGUAGUCAGACUUGGUCUGGUCUGUAUGUUUGCUAUAUACAGAAAAAAACAUUAGGUCUAUUUUAAGCCUGGGAGAAAGCCAAAUUAGAUUGGUUGGGUUAGCCUCUGAACUAUACGUUUAGAGUUUGUUCCCGAUAACUAACCAGAGCUUUCUGCCUGCCAUGAGCUACUUUUGCACUAAUAAAAACAGAAGUAAAACGUGGGAUACGAUUUCA
Molecule: messenger RNA, 4266 nt
Organism: Struthio camelus australis
Lineage: Eukaryota; Metazoa; Chordata; Aves; Struthioniformes; Struthionidae
Gene: KNOP1
Product: lysine rich nucleolar protein 1
Source: RefSeq, a predicted model, not a curated record